Messenger RNA from Racocetra persica, 975 nucleotides. The record is from the annotation of a GenBank genome assembly. Lineage: Eukaryota; Fungi; Glomeromycota; Glomeromycetes; Diversisporales; Gigasporaceae.
AUAAUAAAGAUAAUAAAGAUGAAUCUGAAAUUAUCCUUAGUCAACCUAAAGCUAAUCUUGCUCAAUCAAUCUUUAAUUUUUGCAAUGUUUUGAUGGGUAUUGGAAUCCUUUCAUUGCCUCUCGCAUUUAAAUAUUCAGGAUGGAUUAUUGGAUUUUCAUUAUUAGUUUUCUGUAUGGGAGUUACAAAUUAUGCUGCAAGAUUAUUAAUAAUAUGUUUAGAAUAUAAAGGCGAACAUAAAGACGAACAUAAAGACAAACUAUAUACAUAUCCUGAUAUAGCCGAGGUAGCAUACGGAAAAGUUGUGAAAUUGGUUAUACUUGCUUUAUUUGGAUUAGAACUAAUUUUAAUGGCAGUUGCUUCAGUAAACCUAAUUGGUGAUUGUUUAAACACGAUAUAUCCUGACAUAUCUAUUGUAUCUCUAAAAAUUAUUUCUUGGAUGGUGUUAGUACCAUUAACAUUAAUUGACAUUAAAUAUCUCUCAUAUGUAUCAUGUCUUGGAAUAUUAUCAUCAAUAGCAUUGGUGUUUGUAAUAAUAAUUGAUGGGUUUACAAAGCAUACUCAACCUGGAAGCUUACUCAAUCCUGUGAAAACUGAAUUAUUGCCUAUCACAUUUACAACCUUAAAUUUGAGUUUUGGAUUAAUAAUAGCUGGAUUUGCAGGACAUGCAGUAUUUCCUUCAAUAUAUAUAAAUAUGAAAGAUCCUACAAAAUAUCCGACAACGGUAAACGUGUCGUUCGCCAUUAGUACUGUGGUUUAUAUUUUAAUAUCCGUGUGUGGUUACUUAAUGUUUGGAAAUGAUGCAAUGUCAGAGGUGUGCGAUCCACACGCUGGAUGUUUCAUUUUUAUACGUUUCUUGUCACGUACAAUAAUAUCAACUGCGAUUGUAUUAAUCGCAAUUGUGUUUCCAAAUUUUGAAAAGUUAAUAGAAUUGUUAGGUAGUUUUUUAUUUUACAAUCUUUCUGCCGCUUUUCCAU